Cucumis melo (muskmelon) is the source of this 2415-nucleotide messenger RNA. RefSeq names its product L-type lectin-domain containing receptor kinase IX.1-like. Lineage: Eukaryota; Viridiplantae; Streptophyta; Magnoliopsida; Cucurbitales; Cucurbitaceae. The coding region runs from base 53 to 2149 and encodes 698 amino acids. Gene Ontology annotation, molecular function: protein kinase activity; ATP binding; carbohydrate binding. The transcript has 2 exons. Gene Ontology annotation, cellular component: plasma membrane. The record is from RefSeq and is a predicted model, not a curated record. Gene Ontology annotation, biological process: protein phosphorylation.
UCUACUUCAUCUACCCUUUCUUCCCAUUUUUGUUUGUUUCAGGUUCCAUAAUAUGUGUUCUGAAUCUUCAAAUUCCCGUUUUAGUUUUUGUUUCUUGUUGUUCUACUUUCUUUUCACUUCCUUCCAUUGUUGCAGCUCCACCAAUUUCUCCUUCUCUUCUUUCCCCGAUUCCUCCAAUAUCAGUUUCGUCAACAGUGCCUCAAGAAGCGUAGUUUUCGAUCAUCCUUCUCUCCGGCUAACGGACAACCAGAUUGGCGGCAGCGUCUUCAACAGCACGGGAAGAGCGUACUUCUCUGAGCCGAUUCAACUAUGGGAUCCAGUUACUAACAUAUCUUCUGAUUUCACUACUUAUUUUGAGUUUGUGAUCUCGUUUCCUAACGGGCGGAUCUCGAACGCCUCUGCCGGUGGAAUUGCCUUCUUCAUAGCUUCCGAGGAUUCCGCAUCGCCUCCUUUGAAUUCCAGCGGCGGAUGGCUAGGGUUGUUCAAUCAAUCCAACGACGGAGAUCCGUCGAAUCAGGUCGUCGCCAUUGAGUUCGAUAUCUUUAAAGAUCCAUGGGAUCCUAGCGAUAAUCAUGUUGGUGUGGACGUGAAUUCCAUCGUCUCCAUCGCUAAUCGUACUUGGAGUAAUACAAUGGUUUCUGGAGAUAUUUUGGGUGCUCGAAUCACUUACAAUGGAACAUUGGGGAGAUUGGAUGUUACGCUGAAAGAUCCUCAGGUUCCAAAUGAGUCGAUUACGUUGAAUCUUACUGAUGUUCCGAUUGAUUUGAAGGAAUUUCUUCCGGCUAGAGUGAUCGUUGGCUUUUCUGCAUCAACAGGUCAGUCAAUCCCAAUUCAAGCAAUUAGAAGUUGGAACUUCACAUCGAGUUUGGAUUUGAUUGUUGUAACUGGAAUUGUUGAGGGUAAAUCCAAAUUGUGGAUUGUGGGUCUGGUUAUUGGAUUGGUUGGCUUGACUUUUCUGUCUGGAUUCUUAUUUGUUGUUUGGUGGAGAAGAACAAAGAGGAAACAGAGAGAAAAAGAAGACGGAGAUGGUGGUGAUGAUGAUGAUGAUUUUGGUGAUGAGGAAAUUAGCAUGGUGGAGAAUGUUGUUGAUGAAGAAGAGUUCAUCAAAGGAACAGGACCAAAGAGAUUUGCUUAUAAGGAACUUGUCAAAGCAACCAACAAUUUUUCUCAAGAUGGAAAGCUUGGACAAGGGGGUUUUGGUGGUGUUUACAAAGGCUUUGUGACAGAACUAAACAUGGAAAUAGCAGCAAAGAAGAUAUCAAGCACUUCCAAGCAAGGAAAAAAGGAGUACAUCUCUGAAGUCAACAUUAUAAGCCGUUUGCGACAUCGAAAUCUUGUUCAACUUGUCGGAUACAGUCACGAACGCGGCCAUUUCGUACUCGUUUAUGAGUACAUGCAGAAUGGAAGCUUAGAUUCCCAUUUGUUUGGGAAGAAAUUACGCCUCUCUUGGCCUGUAAGAUAUAGGAUAGCCCAAGGAAUAGCCUCUGCCUUGCUCUACCUCCACGAGGAAUGGGAACAAUGCGUUGUCCACAGAGAUAUCAAAUCAAGCAAUGUGAUGUUAGACUCAAACUUCAACGCGAAAGUUGGCGAUUUCGGUUUAGCCAGACUUGUUGACCAUGGUCUCCGCUCGCCAACAACAAUUGUAGCAGGCACGAUGGGCUACCUAGCUCCAGAGUCCCUCCUCAUGAACAAAGCGAGUAAGGAAUCAGAUGUGUUUAGUUUUGGGGUGGUGGCAUUGGAGAUAGCCUGUGGGAGAAAAGCAGUGGAACACAAUGAAGAAGAAGAAGAAAAGAUUAGUUUGGUGAGUUGGGUUUGGGGAUUGUAUGGACAAGGAAGACUUCUUGAAGGAGUUGAUAAGGCAUUGAAUGGAGAAUUCAAUCAAGAAGAAAUGGUGCGUUUAAUGACUGUGGGGCUAUGGUGUGCACACCCAAAUCAUAACCUAAGAGCUUCCAUAAGGCAAGCAAUUCAAGUGCUGAACUUCGAGGCCCCUUUGCCUAAACUCCCAACACAAAUGCCUGUGCCUAUGUACUAUGCUCUCACAGCUCCCAAUGAAAACCCUGUUUCCUAUACUUACUCAACCAACACAAGCUCUCAAGUAUCAUUGCAAUCUGAUACAUCUCAGCCUGUUUCCUCCAAAUCAUCCUUGUAAUUUGUGCUUCCUCCUUUCUAUGGGACUCAAGUUGUUGAUGGAGAAUGUUGUUGAUGAAGAAGAGUUCAACAUUAUCUUGAAUAAUUUUAUACAUGCUAUUAUACAAAAAAUCAAACUUCUUCCUCUCAUAGAUGAAAGCAAGAAUCGAAAAAGGGCUCAUUCAAAAAAGAAAACAAGGUAUGUUUGAUACCAUACAAGUGCACGAACAUGAUAAUUUGUACAAUAUGUUGUCUUAGACACCAUAAAAUAUAUGUCGUGUUAAUUUU